AUGUUACUUCUCGCAUUCGCAGAUUACAUUGGCACCCAACUCUGCCGGACACUUGACGUGUUCUUCAAUCUAUACCGAAUCGAUACCAGCGACAACCAAUCGGAAAGUCUUACUUGCACCUCACUGUGGCUUAGCUAUGCGAGUCAAACCCAACAUAUCAGCAGCAUUUGCCUUACCGUGCUCUGUCGAUUACAGAAGCUUACUGAAAUCUACGGGGUGCGAAGUCUCUCGAUUGUACUUCAGGAUAUUGAAGAUGAGCUAUCAUUGCCAGACCUCAAUGCGAAACAGAAGAGUGAACUCGAAGAAAUCAUUGUCGGUUGUCGAGAUGUUCUUGGGAAGUUGCAACGAGCGUUGAGCACAUAUGGUGAAUUUAAAUGUGACUCUAGAGGUGUGGGCUAUAAGGCGAAUUUUUUUUGGAAACGGUUUCAGUGGGAGCCUGAUGACAUCAAAGAGCUUCGAAGUCGUGUUACAACAAAUGUGACUUUUUUGAAUGCAUUUCGGGGGAAAUAUACUAAUGAAACACUACAUGAGAUAAAGAACAGGGCAGACCAAUUUCAUGAACGACAAGAUGAUCGGGAACUCAACAAGGAAUCUUUAACGAUUCUGGAUUCGCUUACCCUAAUCGAUCAUACAUCUCAACAGCAUGAUUGCAUCACAAAACGGCAAGCAGAUACAGGAAAGCGGCUUUCUAGAUUCGCCAAAUGGGUAAAUUCUGAUAAGCAGAAAUUGUUCUGUCCAGGUAUCCCUAGUGCAGGCAAAACGAUACUUACAUCAAUUGUUGAAGAGCGCAUUAACCCCUUCCGAAACGACAAAAGUGUUGGAAUUGCGUACUUCUGUUGCAACUUUCGACGCCAGCAUGACCAAAAGAUUGAUGACUUGCUAUUAAGCCUUCUCAAGCAGCUCUUAGGAUACCAGCCUUCACUACCAGCUGUAGUGAAAGAUAUAUUUAAUCUACACUCACCCAGGCAGAAUCGCCCGUCGGCAAAGGAAAUCUCUAGUACCCUCAAGUCUAUGAUUGGUUCGUAUUCCAAGGUAUUCAUUAUUGUUGAUGCUCUUUAUGAAUGUCAAAUGGCUAAUGGUUGCCGAAUGCAAUUUCUGUCAGAGAUUUUCGAUAUCCAGGAAACAUGUCAACUAAGUCUUUUUUCUACCUCGAGACACAUUCCCGACAUUGAAAAAAGGUUUGACAGCUCUAUGCGGUUGGAAAUUCGAGCCAGCGAUAAAGAUGUAGAGAGAUACUUAGACGGUCGCAUUUCGCAGUUACCUGAAUAUGUACAAAAGAGAACGGACUUACAAAAUGAAGUCAAGACUGCAAUCAUUACAGCAAUUGAUGGAAUGUUCCUGCUUGCCCGACUUAAUUUUGAUUCGUUAAGAGGAAAGCAGUCUCCAAAGGCUAUGCGAAACGCUUUGAAUAGUCUUCCAACUGGAUCUGAUGCAUACAGAGAUGCAUACAAAGAUGCUAUGGAAAGAAUUGAAGGACGGCUGGAUGAUGAGAGAGACCUUGCAAAGCAGGUCCUUUUAUGGAUCACUUGUGCAAAAAGGCCUCUUACAACAGCAGAACUUCAAGAAGCUAUUGCAGUGGAGAUCAACGAGUCGGAGCUUGAUGAAACAAAUUUCUCUGAAAUUAGUACAAUGAUUUCUGUGUGUGCUGGAUUGUGCGCUUGGUUCAUUAUACUACAAAAGAAUACUUCGAGCGGGCACGAGACGAUUGAUUUCCUGAUGCAGAAAACCUUUAUUACUACAAUUUGCGUUACAUAUCUAUCAUUCGAAACUUUCAAUACCGGUUUCUGUCUAGAUUCCAGAGACUUCGUGAAGCGGGUACGGUGUAAUAAAUUGUCGACAUACGCCGCACGAUUUUGGGGGCUUCAGGCUGGCAAGGCUUUAGUUUUAGAAAAGACAUUAGAGCAAGCGCUUUUAAGAUUUCUUGAAAGCCAAGCAAAGGUCGACGCAUCAUGGCAGUUAAUGAAUUCUCCUCAGAGGAAUGGCAGAAAUGCAUAUACAGGGUUCUUUAGACUUGACACUGUAAUAGAACUAUUGCUUCAUUCGGAUAAACUGAAAGUUGAUUUAAUGAACUCGCCAGGCUCGCAAGCGGAGUAUAUUAUUCUUGAUCCCAAUGUUAUCAAUCAGGGUCGAACGCCACUCUCUUAUGCGGCGGAAAACGGGCAUGAGAAGGUGGUGAAUCUCUUGCUUAAGAUGGGCAAAGUCGAGAUCGAUUCUAGAGAUCAAUUCCAUCAGACGCCAUUUUUUCAUGCGGUUGAGAACGGGAACAAGAAUGUGGUAAAGCUUCUGCUUGAUACAGGCAAAGUUGAUGUCAAUUUCAAAGAUGGCAAUGGUGGUACGCCACUGUAUCGGGCGGCUAGAUUCGGCAACGAGAAGGUGGUAAAACUUUUGCUUGAGAUAGGUAAAGUCGAGAUAGAUACACUUGGUAAGCUUGACACAACGCCGCUAUUAGGUGCUGUUCGCAACGGACACGAAUCAAUAGUAAAGCUACUACUCGAUAGAGGUGCGGUAGACAUCAAUCGGAUUAAUUACGAGCACCGAACUCCAAUCUCAUAUGCUGCUGAAAGAGGCUUUGAGUCUAUGGUAAAGCUAUUUCUCAAUACAAAUUCAGUUGAUGUCAAUGUUGUUGAUAGUUACCACCGAACACCUAUCUCCUAUGCUGCUCAGUUUGGUAGCGAAUUGAUGGUAAAGCUACUUCUUGAUACAGGGAAGAUUGAUAUCGGCUACCACGACAGCAGGGGUCUAACACCAUUUUCCUAUGCUUGCAUUAAGAGAAGUAGGAGCAUCAUUAAAUUGCUGCUCAAUACAGGUAAAGUUGAUCUCAAUCACAAAGAUGAGAACGGGAUGGCACCUUUAUGGCUGGCAGCUUCUGCAGGCUACGAGGCAGUUGUCAAGCAAAUUCUUCAACGGCUGCAGUGA
Molecule: messenger RNA, 2916 nt
Organism: Botrytis porri
Lineage: Eukaryota; Fungi; Ascomycota; Leotiomycetes; Helotiales; Sclerotiniaceae
Exons: 7
Coding region: 1-2916 (971 amino acids)
Molecular function (GO): protein binding
Source: RefSeq, a predicted model, not a curated record